AUGGCUCAAUCUAAGCAUAUAGACAAAGUUCUUGAUAGUCAUAGUGAUGAAACUAUUGCAAAUAACCGUUUAAGGUUAAAGACAUCUAUUAAUGCUAUUCAAUGGCUUGCAUUUCAAGCAUGUGCAUUAAGAGGCGGUGAUGAAAGUCCUGGAUCUUUGAAUAGGGGAAAUUUUAUUGAGUUAAUUAAGCUUUUGGCUUCCUGUAAUCAGAAUGUUAAUAAUGUUGUCCUUGAAAAUUCUCCUGGAAAUGCUCAAUAUAUAUCUCCCGGUGUUCAAAAAGAUAAAUUACAUAUCUUUGCUAGAAAAGUCUGUGCAACAAUUCGAGAAGAAAUUGGUGAUUCUAAAUUUUGUAUAAUUAUUGAUGAAGCAAGAGAUGAGUCAAAGCAAGAACAAAUGUUUAUGGUUUUGAGAUUUAUAGACAAGCACGGUUGUGUUCAAGAAAGAUUUUUUGAUCUUAUACAUAUUUCUGAUACAUGUUCUUUGACAUUGAAAAUAGAAAUUUCAUCAGUUCUUUCUCGUCAUAAUCAUGAUGUCCAAAAUCUUAGGGGACAAGGGUAUGAUGGAGCUAGUAAUAUGCGUGGUGAAUGGAAUGGAUUGCAAGCUCUAUUUUUGAAAGAUUGCCCUUUUGUUUAUUACAUUCAUUGUCUUGCUCAUCGAUUACAAUUAGCACUUGUUUCUACAGCCAAAGAAUUAAAGGUUUCUCAAGUAAAUAAUAUUGCAAACUUAAUUGCCAAUGAUCAUAUUGUGACAGGUAGUGGACUUAAUAAAAUUGGUACUUUGCAAAGAGUUAGCAAUACUAGAUGGGGGUCUCAUUUGAAUUCUGUACGUAGCUUGUUAUGCAUGUUUGAUGCUACUUGUGAAGUUCUUGAAAAAAAGCACCGAAGAGGGUCAUUUUUCCACUCGUGGUGA
This is a messenger RNA of Arachis duranensis, 909 nucleotides long. RefSeq lists its product as uncharacterized. The transcript is spliced from 2 exons. NCBI's taxonomy places the organism in Eukaryota, Viridiplantae, Streptophyta, Magnoliopsida, Fabales, Fabaceae. The record is from RefSeq and is a predicted model, not a curated record. The coding region runs from base 1 to 909 and encodes 302 amino acids.